Messenger RNA from Halichondria panicea, 931 nucleotides. RefSeq names its product transmembrane reductase CYB561D2-like. The record is from RefSeq and is a predicted model, not a curated record. The coding region runs from base 16 to 837 and encodes 273 amino acids. The transcript is spliced from 4 exons. Gene Ontology annotation, molecular function: transmembrane monodehydroascorbate reductase activity; heme binding. Lineage: Eukaryota; Metazoa; Porifera; Demospongiae; Suberitida; Halichondriidae.
AUAUACUUCUAGAUAAUGCACACUCUAAUCCCUCUCCUCGACGAUCCGUACCGUAUACACAUGCAAGACUCAAGCCCUGGCAAUAGAGAGGGCAAUAGGAACGCUGAUCAGGAUAUGUCUGCAAGGAAAGGAAGACAAAAUGUCAAAGCAGGGUUCCAGCAGAUGGAAGGAAUCGUGGAUUCUCUGAUUGAGAGGCACUUGAUAGCCGAGAAGCCAAAAAACAAGAUUGGAGCAGCGAUUGGGUUCUGUGUUCACCUUCUUGUCCUGGCGUUUACCCUAGUGAUUGUUUGGACAGCUAAGCCGUCAAGCAGUUUGUUCUCCUGGCAUCCCACUCUAAUGACAUUGGCAUUUGUUGUCCUGAUGCCUGAGGCCAUUCUCCUCUUCUCCCCCUGGUCCUCCCCCAUCACCAGCCCUCGCUCAAGCAAGGUACGCUGGCACUGGCUCCUUCAAAUUGGUAUGGCAGUGUCUGCAGUCACUGGUUUCAUCGUUAUUACUGCCAACAAGAUGCUCAAUGGCUACCCACACUACACCUCCUGGCAUGGGAUGAUUGGACUCUAUGUACUAGCUGCAUUGACCUUUCAGAUGUCUGGUGGAUUGCUACAUAUGUACCCGGGGAUACUACCGUUCAAAGUUCGUAUGGUGACCAUGAAGAGGAUUCACGCUUUGUUCGGUACUAUAUUAUUCACUGUUAGUAUGGGCGUUGUGAGUCUUGGUCUCUACUCAUCGUGGUUUGUGGCCAAUGUGGACGAUAGAUUGUGGCUGCUCUGUGUUGUGUGUGUGGGUGUGACGCAACUGUAUGUACUGGUACAAGUGCUAAGGAACUAUGCAUGCAGGUAGAACCGUUUGAGUGAUAUUGUUUUGUCUUUAAAUUGUCCAAAUCAGAUAUCAACUGUUCUUGUAAUGAUUAUGAUAAAGUGUUUUUUGCAACAAA